CCAGCGACAGAGUUGACCACGGCCCCACCAGCCAACCCGCUGUCAGAACAGGCACUGGCACCAGCCAACCAGACAACAGAUCCUGUACAGGUACCAGCUCCGGUGAGUCCCGGCCAAAAGGCCUCGACUACGUGCGCACCACACAGGAGCUCCUAGCUGACAUUGGCAGGCUCGAACUCGAUAGAGGAAGCGAGGGCGACGCGCGGCUCUCGGAUAUCGAGGACGAGCCCCAAUUAUGAAGACACCAGCAGUAGAGGUAGCCCAGGUCAAUCUGCAUCACGCGGUGGCCGCCUCGGCGGUCAUUGCGAGCAGGUUUGCCACGGAAGACCUGGGCAUACUGCUAAUACAGGAACCGUGGACCUACAGAGGCCAGGUGAAGGGCCUUAACCACAACAACAAUAAGGUAAUUUGGGACCUCUCCUGCGAGAGGCCCAGAGCGUGUGUAGUGCUGAAAAAUGAUAUUAACUAUUUCUGCAUUACAGAGUUUCUAACACAGGACCUGGUAGCAGUCCAGACUACCUUGAAGGUUGAUGGCAGGGAGUUGGAGGUGGUCUUGGCUGCAGCCUACUUUCCGGGGGACAACGCCAACGUGCCGCCCCUUGAGGUACAGCAGCUUCUGGAAUCCUGCCGCAGGAAAAGACUUCCUGUCAUUCUAGGCUGCGAUGCAAACGCCCACAAUAUGGAGUGGGGCAGCUCGGACACUAACCGUAGGGGUGAGUGCCUUUUAGAAUAUAUCAUAAGUGCAGACCUGAGCAUUCACAAUGUCGGCAAUGAACCAACGUUCAUUACUAGGGUCAGAGAGGAAGUUCUUGACAUCACGAUCAGCAACAGACUGGCCAGUCCUCUGAUCGGCCAGUGGAAAGUCUCAUCUGAGCCUUCACUGUCAGACCACAGGAUUGUCCGGUUACCAUAAGAGAAACCCCAGGAAAACUGACUGGG
This is a messenger RNA of Rhagoletis pomonella (apple maggot), 939 nucleotides long. RefSeq lists its product as uncharacterized. The record is from RefSeq and is a predicted model, not a curated record. The transcript has a single exon. Lineage: Eukaryota; Metazoa; Arthropoda; Insecta; Diptera; Tephritidae. The coding region runs from base 236 to 913 and encodes 225 amino acids. Gene Ontology annotation, molecular function: catalytic activity.